This is a messenger RNA of Closterium sp. NIES-65, 5670 nucleotides long. The record is from the annotation of a GenBank genome assembly. Lineage: Eukaryota; Viridiplantae; Streptophyta; Zygnematophyceae; Desmidiales; Closteriaceae.
AUGACAGGCUUUAAGUCCGCAGAAAACAGCGAGCGCGCGAAUGGCAAUGGCGUGACGAUGGCACCAACGGCUGGGGAAGGCGCAUCUGCUGAUAGGAAUGGUCACUGUGAUCACUUUGACCACGUUGACUCCGUUGACUGCCUUGACUCGGUUGACCAGGGUGACAGAGGGAAGGAGCCAGCUGUCAUGUCGGUUGCGUCCAUGAUGCUGGAUGCUCAGGCUGACUUGCUUGACUCCCUUGAACGCCCUGAGAUACUGAGUAUCAUUGACGGCCUCACACCACCGCCAAUGGAGCGACCCAAGCUGGUGGUGGAGCUGGGCGCGGGCAUUGGCCGCUUCACUGCUGACCUGGCACGCAGGGCCACGUGGCUCACUGCCCUUGACUUCCUGCCGCACGCCCUUGCUGUGAACGUGCAAGCACAUGCCCACCAGCAUCCCAACGUUGACUUCGUCUGUGCUGACGUGGCAGAUGCCUCGUCAGCCGCCCUGCUGACGAGGCUGGCGCCUGACCUGGUGUUCUCCAAUUGGCUGCUCAUGUACCUCUCGGAUUCAGAGGUGCACGCCUUGGCGCAAGAGCUGCUGCGCGCCCUGCCCCCUGGAGGCUUAUUCUUCUUCCGCGAGUCCUGCCUGGAGCAGUCUGGCAGCCAGCAACGCCGCUCCAACCCCACCCACUACCGCCACCCGCUCUUCUACUGCCAGGCCUUCUCAGAAGCACAUCGCCCAAUCAACCAGCACCAGAGCCAUCCGCAGCAGCAGGGGCAGGAGAAGCAUGAGGGGCAGGAUGAGGGAGGGGAGGGGAGGUUCAGACUGAGGGAGAUGAGGAGCGUUGCAGCGUACUCCCGAGUGAAGGGUUUCCAGACGCAGGUGUGCUGGGUGUGGCAGAAAGUGCUACAGAGCAUUCACGAGGGACUUCACACCACCCAGAGCAGCAGGAAGGAGAGCAGGGAGAGCAAGGAGAACAAAGAGAAGGAGGAGAAGGAGGAGGAGAAGGAGGGGAGCGAGGAGGAGCAGCAGCAGUACAGCCUGGAGGGCAUCCUGCGCUACGAGCACAUCUACGGGCGUGGCUUCGUCAGCACUGGCGGUCGAGGUGAGUUAAGGGUGGGGGGUCAACAGGAGUCAACAAAAGUCAACGGGAGAUUGACAGUGGUCUUUCUCGUCGUUGCUGAGUCUUGCACAUGCUCCACUCUUCCCUCUCAUCGCCAUUUCCUCGUCCAGAUCUCCAAAGCCAUGAAAGCGCGUGAGAUGAGUCGAUUUUCGAGUCGACUCAAAAUUCGACUCAUCCCCGCUCAUCGCCAUUUCCUCGUCCAGAUCUCCAAAGCCAUGAAAGUUCCCCGCCGCCCAUUCUCGUCCAUCCCAUCACCUCAUUCCCAUCACCUCAUUCCCAUCACCUCAUUCCCAUCACCUCAUCCCAUCACCGCAUUCCCAUCACCUCAUUCCCAUCACCUCAUCCCAUCACCUCAUUCCCAUCACCUCAUUCCCAUCACCUCAUUCCCAUCACCUCAUCCCAUCACCUCAUUCCCAUCACCUCAUUCCGAUCACCUCAUUCCCAUCACCGCAUCCCAUCAUUCAUUCCCAUCACCUCAUUCCCAUCACCUCAUUCCCAUCACCUCAUCCCAUCACCUCAUUCCCAUCACCUCAUCCCAUCACCUCAUUCCCAUCACCUCACUCCCAUCACCUCAUUCCCAUCCCCUCAUCCCAUCACCUCAUUCCCAUCACCUCAUCCCAUCACCUCAUUCCCAUCACCUCAUUCCCAUCACCUCAUCCCAUCACCUCAUUCCCAUCACCUCAUUCCCAUCACCUCAUUCCCAUCACCUCAUUCCCAUCACCUCAUUCCCAUCACCUCAUUCCCAUCACCUCAUUCCCAUCACCUCAUUCCCAUCACCUCAUUCCCAUCACCUCAUUCCCAUCACCUCAUUCCCAUCACCUCAUUCCCAUCACCUCAUUCCCAUCACCUCAUUCCCAUCACCUCAUUCCCAUCACCUCAUUCCCAUCACCUCAUUCCCAUCACCUCAUUCCCAUCACCUCAUUCCCAUCACCUCAUUCCCAUCACCUCAUUCCCAUCACCUCAUUCCCAUCACCUCAUUCCCAUCACCUCAUUCCCAUCACCUCAUUCCCAUCACCUCAUUCCCAUCACCUCAUUCCCAUCACCUCAUUCCCAUCACCUCAUUCCCAUCACCUCAUCCCAUCAUCUCAUUCAUUCCCAUCACCUCAUUCCCAUCACCUCAUUCCCAUCACCUCAUCCCAUCACCUCAUUCCCAUCACCUCAUUCCCAUCACCUCAUUCCCAUCACCUCAUUCCCAUCACCUCAUUCCCAUCACCUCAUUUCCAUCACCUCAUCCCAUCACCUCAUUCCCAUCACCUCAUUCCCAUCACCUCAUUCCCAUCACCUCAUUCCCAUCACCUCAUUCCCAUCACCUCAUUCCCAUCACCUCAUUCCCAUCACCUCAUUCCCAUCACCUCAUUCCCAUCACCUCAUUCCCAUCACCUCAUUCCCAUCACCUCAUUCCCAUCACCUCAUUCCCAUCACCUCAUUCCCAUCACCUCAUUCCCAUCACCUCAUUCCCAUCACCUCAUUCCCAUCACCUCAUCCCAUCACCUCAUUCCCAACCUUUCGUUCUCUACUUUCACCCGGCCCAUUCUCAUUCAUUUCUCAGUCCCAUCACUCUGCCGAAAUACGCUGCCUCCCUGCCACCCCUCCCAGCAUCCACACUUGCUCUCCUCCCGCUGCUCUCGCUGACCCCCGAGCACCAAGUACUGGACGUGGGGUGUGGGCUGGGAGGCAGCGCUCUGCUUUUGACAUCCACACUCGCUCUCCUCCCGCUGCUCUCGCUGUCCCCCAAGCACCGGGUGCUGGACGUGGGGUGUGGGCUGGGAGGCAGUGCUCUGCUCAUGGCUGAGACGUAUGGCGCUAGCGUGCAUGCCAUCGACCUCUCUCCUACCAUGAUGCGCCCUCUCCCACAUCUUUUCUCCCACCCGCUCUACCAGAUCUCUCUUGCCAUUGAGCGAUCCCGCAGCAUUCGUGCUGCGGAUGCCACGUCAGCACCGACAUCCACGUCAGCAUCCGUGCCCGUGUUGCAGUUCGAAGUGGCUGACUGCCUGACCAGAGACUUCCCCAAUGCGUCCUUCGACUGCAUCUACACCCGCGACACGCUGCUGCACAUCCAGGCAAGUCAUCUAGAUGACAAGCCUUUCCUGUUCUCCCGCUUCCACCGCUGGCUCAAACCGGGCGGCAGAGUGCUGAUCACGGAUUACUGUAGUGGAAAGGACAAGGAGGAACAGUGGUCUCAAGAUUUUAAGAGCUACGUGGCACAACGCGGUUACCACCUGGUCACCGUCAGGCGCUACAGUGAGGUGAGAUGGGCGCAGGUGAGAUGGGCGCAGGUGAGAUGGGCGCAGGUGAGAUGUGCGGAGGUGAGAUGUGCGGAGGUGAGAUGUGCGGAGGUGAGGUGUGCGGAGGUGAGAUGUGCGCAGGUGAGAUGUGCGGAGGUGAGAUGUGCGGAGGUGAGAUGUGCGGAGGUGAGAUGUGCGCAGGUGAGAUGUGCGGAGGUGAGAUGUGCGCAGGUGAGAUGGGCGCAGGUGAGAUGUGCGCAGGUGAGAUGUGCGGAGGUGAGAUGUGCGCAGGUGAGAUGUGCGCAGGUGAGAUGUGCGGAGGUGAGAUGUGCGCAGGUGAGAUGUGCGGAGGUGAGAUGUGCGGAGGUGAGAUGUGCGCAGGUGAGAUGUGCGGAGGUGAGAUGUGCGCAGGUGAGAUGGGCGCAGGUGAGAUGUGCGCAGGUGAGAUGUGCGGAGGUGAGAUGUGCGCAGGUGAGAUGUGCGCAGGUGAGAUGUGCGGAGGUGAGAUGUGCGCAGGUGAGAUGUGCGGAGGUGAGAUGUGCGGAGGUGAGAUGUGCGGAGGUGAGAUGUGCGGAGGUGAGAUGUGCGGAGGUGAGAUGUGCGGAGGUGAGAUGUGCGGAGGUGAGAUGUGCGGAGGUGAGAUGUGCGGAGGUGAGAUGUGCGGAGGUGAGAUGUGCGGAGGUGAGAUGUGCGGAGGUGAGAUGUGCGCAGGUGAGAUGGGCGCAGGUGAGAUGUGCGCAGGUGAGAUGUGCGGAGGUGAGAUGUGCGCAGGUGAGAUGUGCGCAGGUGAGAUGUGCGGAGGUGAGAUGUGCGCAGGUGAGAUGUGCGGAGGUGAGAUGUGCGGAGGUGAGAUGUGCGCAGGUGAGAUGUGCGGAGGUGAGAUGUGCGCAGGUGAGAUGGGCGCAGGUGAGAUGUGCGCAGGUGAGAUGUGCGGAGGUGAGAUGUGCGCAGGUGAGAUGUGCGCAGGUGAGAUGUGCGGAGGUGAGAUGUGCGCAGGUGAGAUGUGCGGAGGUGAGAUGUGCGGAGGUGAGAUGUGCGGAGGUGAGAUGUGCGGAGGUGAGAUGUGCGGAGGUGAGAUGUGCAGAGGUGAGAUGUGCGGAGGUGAGAUGUGCGGAGGUGAGAUGUGCGGAGGUGAGAUGUGCGGAGGUGAGAUGUGCGGAGGUGAGAUGUGCGGAGUUCCUUGGUAUUCUGGAGGAGGAGAAGGCUCGCUUGCUCUCUGACACUGGCAGCACACAGCCAUCAGCCUCGGUAACCCCACCACACCGCAUCACACCCACCAUCACACCGCAUCACACCCACCACACCGCAUCACACCCACCACCACACCGCAUCACACCCACCACACCGCAUCACACCCACCACACCGCAUCACACCCCCCACACCGCAUCACACCCACCACCACACCGCAUCACACCCAUCACACCGCAUCACACCCACCACCACACCGCAUCCCACCCACCACACCGCAUCACACCCACCACACCGCAUCCCACCCACCACACCGCAUCACACCCACCACCACACCGCAUCACACCCACCACACCGCAUCACACCCACCACCACACCGCAUCACACCCACCACACCGCAUCACACCCACCACCACACCGCAUCACACCCACCACACCGCAUCACACCCACCACCACACCGCAUCACACCCACCACACCGCAUCACACCCACCACCACACCGCAUCACACCCACCACACCGCAUCACACCCACCACCACACCGCAUCACACCCACCACACCGCAUCACACCCACCACACCGCAUCACACCCACCACACCGCAUCCCACCCACCACACCGCAUCACACCCACCACCACACCGCAUCACACCCACCACACCGCAUCACACCCACCACCACACCGCAUCACACCCACCACACCGCAUCACACCCACCACCACACCGCAUCCCACCCACCACACCGCAUCACACCCACCACACCGCAUCACACCCACCACACCGCAUCACACCCACCACCACACCGCAUCACACCCACCACACCGCAUCACACCCACCACCACACCGCAUCCCACCCACCACACCGCAUCACACCCACCACACCGCAUCCCACCCACCACACCGCAUCACACCCACCACCACACCGCAUCACACCCACCACACCGCAUCACACCCACCACCACACCGCAUCACACCCACCACACCGCAUCACACCCACCACCACACCGCAUCCCACCCACCACACCGCAUCACACCCACCACACCGCAUCCCACCCACCACACCGCAUCACACCCACCACCACACCGCAUCACACCCACCACACCGCAUCACACCCACCACCACACCACGCAUGGCACCUUGCUUGUCCAUCUAG